Cynocephalus volans (Philippine flying lemur) is the source of this 948-nucleotide messenger RNA. Its product is annotated as olfactory receptor 2A12-like. Gene Ontology annotation, molecular function: olfactory receptor activity; G protein-coupled receptor activity. Gene Ontology annotation, biological process: G protein-coupled receptor signaling pathway; detection of chemical stimulus involved in sensory perception of smell. The transcript has a single exon. The coding region runs from base 1 to 948 and encodes 315 amino acids. Lineage: Eukaryota; Metazoa; Chordata; Mammalia; Dermoptera; Cynocephalidae. Gene Ontology annotation, cellular component: plasma membrane. The record is from RefSeq and is a predicted model, not a curated record.
AUGUGGAUGCUUCCAGGACAGAACCAAAGCUGGGUUUCUGAAUUUAUCCUGCUCGGCUUCUCUAGUGACCCCAAGUCCAACAGGAUCCUCUUCACUGUCUUCCUUCUCCUCUACCUGAGCUCAGUCCUGGGAAAUGGGCUCAUCUUCACCCUGAUCUGCCUGGACACGCAUCUCCACACUCCCAUGUACUUCUUCCUCUGUAUUCUCUCCCUGAUGGAUAUGGGCUACAUCAGCACCACCAUGCCCCAGAUGUUGGUGCAUCUUCUCGGUCACUCUCAGACCAUCUCCUUUGCUGGCUGCUGGAUGCAGAUGUAUAUGGUUGGUGCCCUGGGCCUGACUGAGUGCAUCUUAUUUGUAGUCAUGGCAUAUGACAGAUACGUGGCCAUUUGCUACCCACUGCGUUACACUGUCAUCCUCAGUUGGGGCCUGUGUAGGUGGUUGGCGGCUGGGACAUGGGCUUGUGGUUUUUUCUUCUCUCUGAUCCAUACCUUCUUCACCAUGAGGCUGCCGUAUUGUGGGCCCAACAUGGUCAACCACUACUACUGUGAAGGCCCCUCGGUACGGAGCUUGGCUUGCAUGGACACUCGCCUCAUUGAGAUGGUGGACCGCGUCAUUAGUGUCUUUGUGGUUGUUGUCCCACUCUCCCUUAUUCUGGCCUCCUACAUCCAUAUUGCCUUGGCCAUUCUCAAGAUCAAGUCCACCAGGGGCCGCUGCAAAGCUUUCUCCACCUGUGCCUCUCACCUGACUGUGGUCACAUUCUUCUAUGUUCCAGUCACUUACAUCUACACGAAGCCCAAAUCCAGCUAUUCCCCUGAGCAAGACAAGCAUAUAUCACUCUUUUACAGUGUCUUCUCUGCUCUGCUCAACCCUGUGGUCUACAGUCUGAGGAACAAGGACAUUAAGGUGGCUUUUCUCAAGGUGAUGGGGCGUGGUAGAGUGGCCUGGUAA